This is a messenger RNA of Komagataella phaffii GS115, 1770 nucleotides long. Its product is annotated as Cystathionine gamma-synthase, converts cysteine into cystathionine. Gene Ontology annotation, biological process: transsulfuration. Bases 1 to 1770 code for a protein of 589 amino acids. The transcript has a single exon. The record is from RefSeq and is a predicted model, not a curated record. Gene Ontology annotation, molecular function: pyridoxal phosphate binding; cystathionine gamma-synthase activity. Lineage: Eukaryota; Fungi; Ascomycota; Pichiomycetes; Pichiales; Pichiaceae.
AUGAUAUCCCAAAAAAUUGGUGACUCUAUUCCCAAUAAUACCGCACAUGCUGUUUCCGUCACUCUUCCGACAUGGGAAGCUACCGUUGGCUACGAAGAAGGAGAGGACUGGGUGGUAGAAAGGAUGUCCACUGGGUAUCCUAGAUUUUUCAUUCAUCAAGAGAUCAAACUUCUCUGCAAACUAUUAGAAGAUUGUUAUGGAAGAGAAAGUGAGCGCUGCUUGGUAUUUCCUACCUACAAUGUAGCUAAGAGAUGCCGAGAGUUCAUAAAAAAAUAUACUAAGUUGGACCAAGUCAACGUUCGUAUCCUCCAACUGUCGACACCUAGUCCUAAGAAUGAGGACGAACGAGCGUACAGGUUAGAAACCCAUAUCAGCAUAGCAUUUUUUCCAGCUUCCGAAUUCAGUGUAGCCAAACAAUAUUGGCAACAUUCUGGAGAGGGAAUAUCCUCUAGAAUGGGAGAAUAUUGUCUGCACGAGUUAAAGUACUUGGCCGAAGGAAUUGAGGACCAUCGGAGUAAUUCUCCAGGCAAUAAUCAAGUUGGGCAGAGAUCCCGCAAAUCGAGAUCGUCUAGGUCUUCGAUUGUCGACCUCAAUAACAAUACUAAUGAGUAUUCUACUUUCAUCGAGGAGCGCUUUGGUCGAAAUCUUGACAUGAGGUUCCACAAUGAAGCUAAAUCCCUACUUAAACGGAGGAUUGCCGGAAAAAUUGGAGAGUCCCAAGAUGAGGGCUCGGCAUCAACUGAAAGAGCAGCCAUCUCAGAAUUAUCGCAAGACGAUGUGUAUUUGUAUCCCUCGGGGAUGACUUCCAUUUUCAACGCAUAUUUAGCAAUUCUGAGUAUUGGGCAUGCUGACAGGAAAUCUGUAUGUUUCGGAUUUCCCUAUGUAGACACGCUAAACAUUCUAAAGAAAUUUGGUCCUGGGGUCCAUUUCUACGGAUUGGGCGAUGAUUCAUCAUUAGACGAACUGGAACAGCAACUGGCAUCCGGAUUGAAGAUCAGCAGCUUAUUUUGCGAGUGUCCUUCCAACCCUCUCCUAAAGACGCCAGAUCUGCUACGUGUUAAAUCGUUGGCUCAAAGAUACGACUUUUUAGUUGUUGUUGAUGAGACAAUUGGAAAUUUUCUUAAUAUCCACGUUCUUCCAUAUGCUGACAUGGUUGUAUCCUCUUUAACCAAAGUGUUCAGCGGAGCUUCGAAUGUUAUGGGUGGGUCAUUGAUUUUGAAUCCAGACUCCCCUCAUUAUGAAUCCUUGAAGGCGUACUUCAAUUCUCGCUUUGAAGACCUUUACUGGGCCCAAGAUGUCAUCUAUAUGGAAAGAAACAGUCGAGAUUUUGAAACACGUUCAGAUAAAGUAAACCGAAACGCGGAGGCAGUUGUAAAUUAUCUUUCCAAUUCAUCCCUCAUUAAAGAGAUCUACUAUCCAUCCUUGUCAGGAUCAAAAGAGCACUACGAUAAGAUUAAGACACCACUAGGAGGGUAUGGAGGAUUGCUAUCACUGGUAUUCAUUGAAGCGGAAAGAGCAAAGUGCUUUUUCAACAGCUUGAAGUUGAGCAAGGGCCCUUCACUAGGUACAAACUUCACAUUGGCAUGUCCUUAUUCGAUUCUAGCACAUUUCCAGGAAUUGGACGAGAUCGAAAAGUGGGGAGUGGACCGUAAUUUAAUCCGGAUUAGUAUCGGUUUGGAACCCGAACUUCAGUUGUUAGCCAUACUCAAAGAGGCCUUGCAAACAGCAAGCGAGGUUGACAUCAAAAAGAAAAUAGCUAGUAUAGAAUAA